Messenger RNA from Ctenopharyngodon idella (grass carp), 4994 nucleotides. It is a transcript of the gene pde4ba, whose product is annotated as phosphodiesterase 4B, cAMP-specific a. Gene Ontology annotation, molecular function: transmembrane transporter binding; 3',5'-cyclic-AMP phosphodiesterase activity. The record is from RefSeq and is a predicted model, not a curated record. Gene Ontology annotation, cellular component: cytosol; perinuclear region of cytoplasm; nucleus. Gene Ontology annotation, biological process: signal transduction. Lineage: Eukaryota; Metazoa; Chordata; Actinopteri; Cypriniformes; Xenocyprididae.
CUCAGCCUCUAGAACGAAAGCGCAAGCCUGGUGCGCGUGAAAAACGCCUGCUUCUUGCCAAAGCGACACAAAAAAACGAAUACCAGCAUCUUUUUAAUUGUAGUUGGAGUGUUCGUUUCUUCUGUACGUACCCCGUGUAUCAGUUCAGACUGUCUGCGAUUAGCAGUGCUGAAGGACACAAGCGGAGCGGGUUUCGAUACCGGGACAGAAGAUGCUGGUUCUUCUUCAUUGACGGUUCUGGUCCACCUCAUGGGUUAUACACACAAAAACACAACGGCGCAGCACUCGUGUUAUUGAUCACGAGUUUAAAACGGGAUCAUUUUGUGCCUCUUUUGUCUCCCACGUGCAAGAAAGUGGAUCCGUAUUUGAGGAGAGUCAGCGGAGCAGGCCUGUGCAAGACAGGGAGAGGAAAACUUCACAGAAGAUGAGGAAGAGCCGGAGCGUUCUAACUGUGUCACCUAAUGAGGACAGUAAAGAGCCUCCGGACACCAGACUAAGUGAAUCUUUCACCUCUUCUGGUUGCACGCUGGGGGUAGACCUGCGCAGAAGGAGGCGCCGUUUCUCCGGUAACCUACAGUUGCCUCCGUUAUCAUGGCGGCAGAUGGAGAGGUCACGCAGUCCGGAUGACGAGAUCAUGGCAAGACCAACAACCCUGCCCUUCAUCACACCCCCUCGCAUUGACAUCACACCUGUGGACUCUGAAUGUUUCGAUGUGGAAAAUGGCCCGUCUGCAAGCUGUAGUCCUUUGGAUCCCCAGGCCUCACCAGGUUCUGGCCUGGUUCUUCACACAAACUUUCCCGGCCACAACCAGCGGCGAGAGUCCUUCCUCUACCGCUCAGACAGCGACUAUGACCUCUCACCAAAGUCAAUGUCUCGAAAUUCUUCUAUCGCCUCAGAACUGCAUGGGGAUGACCUGAUAGUCACACCUUUUGCUCAGGUUCUAGCAAGCCUUCGAAGUGUCAGAAACAACUUUACUGUCUUGACGAACGUUCAGUGCACAUCUAACAAGAGGUCCCCCGUAUCCAACCAGCCCCCCAUUACCAGAGUGUGCCUACCUGACGAGUCGUACCAGAAGCUGGCUGUGGAGACCAUGGAGGAGCUGGACUGGUGUCUGGAUCAGCUGGAAACCAUCCAGACGUACCGCUCCGUCAGCGACAUGGCCUCCAACAAGUUCAAGAGAAUGUUGAACAGGGAGCUGACGCACCUCUCUGAGAUGAGCAGAUCUGGAAAUCAGGUGUCGGAGUUCAUCUCCAAUACCUUCCUAGACAAACAGAAUGAUGUGGAGAUUCCCUCGCCUACACCAAAAGCCCGCGAGAAGAAGAAAAAACAGCAGCUGAUGACUCAGAUCAGUGGCGUGAAGAAAGUGUCCCACGGGCCCAUCCUCAACUGCGGCAUUGCUCGCUUCGGCGUCAAAACUGACAAAGAGGAUUUACUGUCAAAGGAAUUAGAUGACCUGAACAAAUGGGGCCUGAACAUCUUUACAGUUUCAGAGUAUUCAAACAACCGGCCUCUAACUUGCAUUAUGUAUGCCAUCUUCCAGGAACGAGACUUGCUCAAGACGUUCAAGAUCCCAGCAGAUACAUUUGUGACAUAUAUGAUGACCCUUGAGGAUCACUACCACCAAGAUGUGGCCUAUCAUAACAGCCUUCACGCUGCUGAUGUGGCCCAGUCAACUCACAUUCUGCUGUCCACACCUGCUCUAGAUGCUGUCUUCACCGAUCUUGAGAUCCUGGCAGCCAUUUUUGCAGCAGCCAUCCAUGAUGUGGACCACCCUGGUGUUUCAAAUCAGUUCCUCAUCAAUACAAACUCCGAGUUAGCGCUUAUGUAUAACGAUGAGUCGGUUUUGGAGAACCACCACUUAGCCGUGGGCUUUAAACUUCUACAGGAGGACAACUGUGACAUCUUCCAAAACCUCAAUAAGAAACAGAGGCAGUCACUCCGAAAGAUGGUCAUUGACAUGGUACUGGCCACGGACAUGUCUAAGCACAUGAGCUUAUUGGCCGAUCUGAAGACCAUGGUAGAGACGAAGAAAGUGACAAGCUCAGGAGUUUUACUUCUGGACAACUACACAGACAGGAUACAGGUUCUGCGGAACAUGGUUCACUGCGCCGAUCUGAGCAAUCCCACCAAGUCUCUAGAGCUGUACCGCCAGUGGACUGACCGCAUCAUGGAUGAGUUCUUUCACCAGGGCGAUCGAGAGAGGGAGCGUGGCAUGGAGAUCAGCCCCAUGUGUGACAAACACACCGCAUCUGUGGAGAAAUCACAGGUGGGUUUCAUUGACUAUAUCGUCCACCCGCUGUGGGAAACCUGGGCCGACUUGGUCCAUCCGGAUGCCCAGGAUAUCCUGGACACACUGGAGGAUAAUCGGAACUGGUACCAGAGCAUGAUCCCCCUGAGCCCUUCCCCGCCUUCUACCAGCCCUGACAAAGAAGGGCCUGACAAGUUCCAGUUCGAGAUCACGCUAGAGGAGGAGGACUCAGAAGGCACGGAAAAAGACGAAAAAGACGAACAGAGCCAGGGAGACGAGGAAGAGGAGGUGGAAGAAGAUGACAGAGGGGAAGAAAUGGAAUCCACUACACACAUCCAGAUAGUUACCGAAGACGCCUCACCGGUCGACACAUAGGACUCAGCGUCUCUUGAUAGGCGGUAUCUGUUUUUUCCCAUGCGAGAGGAGCAAUCUUGCAGUUGAUGCUUUUUAAAAAGCCCACAUGGGGUGCUUUUUUAGGCCCCCGUGGGAGGAGGAUGUCUUGCCCUCCUUGCACUUACGUUUGGAGACAGUUUGUAGGAGCUCUCAGGAAAUAAAUGCUGCAGACAUUUUGGACCUGAACGAUUGACAGGCGACUUUGAUAAACAUGAAGGAUUGGGGCCAACGUGGACAGUUUGUUUGUUUACCAGGCGGUGUGGAGUAGACACUACUGAGAGGAUUUCUCUUUUUUUUGUACCAACACAGACUUUUUGUAAAGCUAUGGGUGUGUGAUGAGGUCAAACACGAACUACUGAAGAACAAGUAUUUGUAAAGAGAGAAACUGUUUACUUUUCUGUACCAUUUGUCUAAAGACUGUGUGCCUUUUUACUAUUGUCUUUUUAAUAGUCUUUUAUUUAUUGAACACAUUUUAGUAUAACUGUAUGUUGAAAUGUUUUCGUUUUGUAAAGCAAACCAGACCGAACAUGCAGAAUUGUUUUAUAUCUACGCUGGAGAGAGAACUUAGUGUCUUCCUUUGUUUGGCAAUAUAACUUAAUAAUCCAAACAUCUGACAAAUGAUCAGAAAACUAAGAAAUUAUGAAAGAGGCACUUUCUGUUUAUUCUAUCUACAUUUGUGUCAGACUUCUUAACUAUGAGCACAAACUGUUUAUUUGGAACCAUACAUCAUCCCAUCCACAUUAGAGUAAGAAAUCUUAGGCAAAUGCAUUGUUGCACAAAAAACUUUAAGUAUGAAGACCCCAUUUACUUGGAUUGUAGAACAAAAUACAAGCGCCCCAAAAGAAUCUAAUCACAAGGGGUCUCAUAAUGUACUAAAAUCACAGGGAAGCCAAAGCUAUAUUCGCUUAAUUCACGUUAAUUUGCUUUCAAUUCAUCAUAAUUGUCUUCCUUACGGCAGCCAUUUUCCACCCUUUCCGUCAUACCUCAGAAACGGAAUAAAAGCAGUCUAAACUAGCUUUUGUAGCUUUUUUACACACUUUUGAUAUAGAACUUUUCCUCAUUUGUCUUCUAAACAAAACAUCCGAUUGGCUCACUUUAAAGAUGGAUUAAAAAAAUGUACGUAAACUGAUUUCCUUCCCCAUCUCGUAGAACACCAAGAGAUUUCAACAUGCCAGUUUAGUAAUGAAUAUAUUGACAUUAGCAUUGUCGUCUCAUACAUUUUGUCACCGCUAAUGUUUAAGUUUGUGUGUAGUUCAUGCUUUGAGGUACUUUACCUUAUGCUCAAAGUCUCAACAGUGGAAACAGUUAAUGGCCAAAGUAGCAUGCAAAAGUAUGUUUGUGCGCACAUAUGUACGUGUCUACACAUUACUGUGUUUGUGUGUGUGUGUGUGUGUGUGUGUGUUUGAGCGUCCGUGGGGUCGCUCCAUCACCAGCCCACGCUUUUCACAACUCCUUCCAUUCACUUUGUUUAUAUAUGCGCUCAGAUCGGUCCUCUACUGUUUAUAACAGUGUAUUUAUUACCGUUAACUGUACAUAAUAAUGAAUAAUGUUUCUUUGUAAAUGGGUUAAUUUAUAUGCACUUGCAUUACCGAAAAUUGGUGGUGUUUCUUGUGUAGUGGGCUCUUGGACUGAGUCUGUUUUAUUUAGUAAUAUUGUUUAUGUUUUAAUAUAAAUAAAUAUAUAUUAUAUAUACUAUGUAUGAAUAUAUUGCACAAUUUUCAACUGCCCAGAACAGUAGCCUAUGAGACACGCGACCCAUUGGUAAAGGGGAGAGUCUGUAGAUAAGACAUAAAUACAUACUGUAGACAUCUGUCAGAUAUUAGAAGCUUUGUGUAUCACUGUUUGGUGUAACAUCAAUAAAUCAAGUAUCUCACGAGAUUCUCCACAGAAUGUGGCCCUCAAAUAUAUAUACAACAUUUUGAAUGGAGAUUGCUAAAAAUGGCUCAGAAAUGGCCUGUAAAUGCACAUUUACAGGGGAGGAAUUGGUCACCGACAUCACAAUCUCUGAAUCACAAUGUGAAAUCUAUAUAAUUACGAAAAUGUGAUGAUCUGUAAUUAUUUGUGCUAAUGUGAACUAUUUUUCUGACCUUGUUAGCAGUUUUGAAAUUCAAAUUGUCAGUAAAACUUUGUUAAUCUAUGUUUGAGAUCUAUUGGUCCGAUUUGGGUCCAAAAGGAUUCAACAGAAUUAGUGCUAUCUGCAUGAGGGAUGAGUUUUUAUCGUCUGGUUAUCCCACAUUGUUGCAGGUGAAUAUUCAAUGUUUCACACAAUGUAUGGUAAUAAUAUUGUAUAUUGUGUUCAAUAAAAUCUGAAGCUACUUUUCUAUGAAGUGAUUAAAGACAAAGCAUGAAUAUA